AAAAUAAGUAAUAAUGCCUAGCAACUGCCGCCGUUUUGAAGGAAAGGUUGCAAUUGUGACUGCAGCGACUAAAGGGAUUGGACUUGCAAUUGCUGAAAGACUACUGGAUGAAGGAGCAUCCGUUGUUAUUGGAAGCAGAAAUCAGAAGAAUGUUGAUGAAGCAAUUGAGUAUUUAAAGAACAAAGGAUUGACGAAAGUUGCCGGAAUUGCUGGCCAUAUUGCAAGCACUGAUGAUCAGAAGAAACUUGUUGAUUUUACUCUUCAAAAGUUCGGAAAAAUUAAUAUUCUUGUGAAUAACCAUGGAAUUAACCCAGCAUUUGGUCACAUUCUCGAAGUUUCGGAUCAAGUUUGGGAUAAGCUGUUUGAGGUAAAUGUGAAGGCUGGAUUCCAAAUGACAAAACUUGUACAUCCACAUAUUGCCAAAGAAGGUGGUGGAGCAAUUAUCUUCAACGCCUCGUAUUCCGCCUAUAAAAGUCCACCAGGAAUUGCUGCAUACGGUGUGACCAAGACUACUCUUGUUGGGUUAACAAGGGCAUUGGCGAUGGGAUUGGCCAAGGAUAAUAUUCGAGUUAAUGGUAUUGCUCCUGGAGUUAUCAAAACUAAAAUGAGCCAAGUGCUUUGGGAUGGUGGUGAAGACGCAGAGAAGGAGCUCACCGAUAUUCAAGAAAUUGCUCUUGGAAGACUCGGAGUACCAGAUGAUUGUGCUGGAACUGUAGCAUACUUGGCAUCUGAUGAUUCAUCAUAUAUUACAGGAGAAAUGAUUAUUAUUGCUGGAGGUGUUCAAGCUCGUCUUUAGCUAUUUAAUUAUCUUUUCAAUAAAUACAUUUGCAAUUUGCU
Caenorhabditis elegans is the source of this 837-nucleotide messenger RNA. RefSeq names its product Dehydrogenase/reductase SDR family member 4 (gene dhrs-4). Gene Ontology annotation, molecular function: carbonyl reductase (NADPH) activity. The record is from RefSeq and is marked reviewed. Lineage: Eukaryota; Metazoa; Nematoda; Chromadorea; Rhabditida; Rhabditidae. Bases 14 to 796 code for a protein of 260 amino acids. The transcript is spliced from 4 exons.